Messenger RNA from Exaiptasia diaphana, 1405 nucleotides. RefSeq names its product melatonin receptor type 1B-B-like. Gene Ontology annotation, molecular function: G protein-coupled receptor activity. The coding region runs from base 752 to 1405 and encodes 217 amino acids. Gene Ontology annotation, cellular component: membrane. Gene Ontology annotation, biological process: G protein-coupled receptor signaling pathway. NCBI's taxonomy places the organism in Eukaryota, Metazoa, Cnidaria, Anthozoa, Actiniaria, Aiptasiidae. The record is from RefSeq and is a predicted model, not a curated record. The transcript has 2 exons.
UGGCAUAAAAAUAAUCCUUUUGAAAAAUGGUUUCUAUCUCUUAAAAAGGCGCCAUGAAAUGAUAGUGUUUUGAAGSCAAAGAGCUCCYAAAAGAGGACGUCUUAGCACGGAUUUUAGCUGGUGUAAACAGCUCAUCUUUAAGAUAGUACAAGCACUUUAAGGGAAACACUACGAUUGUCUUUAGCUGCCUAGCAACAACAACAAAGGCACUGACAAAGGUUUAAACCUGGACAAAAAGAUCGUCUAGAAGACCCGCCACAUUUAAAAGAAGCCGCCUUGUCAACGUUUGUAUGUACUGGUAUAUAAAAACAAUCUUUUUUAUAUUUAUAUAGCAUACAUUACUUCAAAAUAAGGCAACAAAAGCAAAAGAGCAAGAGAGUCCCGUCAAAGCGACACAACAAAGUGUCAAAAACAUCAGCUUUUCAAAUUAUAGCUUUCACUAUAUAAACGGGCGGCACGCAGACUUCUAAAACUGGUUAAAAGAAAAAAGAAAAUUAAAGAAACCAUAUGGCAACUUAAAAAGGACGUGCUUCGAUCAUAAUAUAACUAAUUUAUGCCUGAGUACUGUGCCCAUUGACAUCGACGGGAGCAAUCCAAGAAAGCCUUCUCGGAACACUAUUGCCAUUUUCAAAAACGCGCCAUUGAAAUGUAGUAUUAUUUAGCAUKGUUCAAAUUAUUUCUGAAACAUAAUGGGACGCAGCUGAAAUUGAAGUAUAAAGGAACUAUACAUUUUAAUAAGAACAAUCAAACUAUGAGAGACGGAAAUAUCUACGCUUCGUCAGCAAGGAACGGGGUAGAACAACGGUUGUUGGCCUCUGUUAUUGGAACUCUAAAUAUAGUUGCAUUUGUGGGGAAUAUCUUCGUAUGUAAUGCCGUGGUAAGAAACCCWCGACUUAGACYAAAUAUUUCCAACUUUUUCGUAUUUGCAUUGGCUGUAAGUGARAUUUUCAUCUGUUCAUUAUGCAUGCCUUUUACUCUUGGAACAACGAUUUCGGGCAAAUGGAUUUUCGGUUCAUUUYUGUGUCAGCUGUCAGGGUUCGCGARGRUUACAUUCGCGAUGAUAUCUCUUCAUAKCAUGGGCCUAAUCUCUCUGAAUCGCUACUUCUGUAUAUGCAAAAGAUCAAAAUAUCAAACCAUAUUCAAAAAGCGCCGAACUGUCCUUUUUAUUAUAAUGGUAUGGUUCACAUCUUUAAUUGGCUCCGUCCCACCUUUAUUCAUUAAUGUCGGUGGAUACUCCUUCCAGCCUGGGAAAUCUAUGUGCCUUUACACGUUCGAAGCUAAUGUUCCAUAUACGAUCUUCAUCGAGGUGGUCUACAUUGGAUUACCUUUGGUGUUAAUCACAACCUGCUAUCGUGCUGUUUUUAAAGAGGUCUAUAGAAACAACCAGGAAAAUCUAUCCUAUUAA